UUCCCAAGAAUCCUCAAGACAUUCCUCCAAGGAAUCUAAGGAAAAGAGUGAUUUAAAAGAAUCCUCAAGACAUCAGUCCAAAGAAUCAAAGGAGAGCAAAAGUGGUUCCAAAGAAUCAUCUAGGCAUUCCUCCAAGGAAUCAAAGGAAAAGAGUAAUUCCAAAGAGUCCUCAAGACAACACUCAAAAGAAUCAAAGGAGGACUUAAGUGGUUCCAAAGAAUCAUUGAACAUGGAGACAAGCUUCACUUGGGAAAGCUGGAGUGGAAGUUCCUCAGAAGAAUUGACAACAUCUGCUCCAAGCAGAAGCUGGAUCAACCCCCAAACUACAACCAAGUCUCCACCUGAAAAGCCUCCUGCCCCUGCCUUUCGGUCUCUCUUACUCCCCGAGACUGAUGAAGAAACUGAGGUGACGACUUCAGCACCACCGACAUUUGAAUACAAAAAACGCAGUGAUAACAGUCUUGUGACCGAGCCACCAUUGACCAAUAACUCUCUCUCCUUGAGGACUUCAGCAACAUGCUUGUCAUGGAGUAGUGACCACUUCAUCACCUUUGAUGGUGUUCAUUACAGUUUCUCUGGGACGUGUUCAUACACCCUGGCUGCAGCCUUAGAUGGAACUUGGCAGGUGACCAUUAGGAACCAGGAUUGUGAACUUCUGUCCACAUGUCACAAGAAAUUGGAAUUCAUUCUUGGCCUUGAUGUGAUCACGGUGGAACUUGAAACAGUACUCAUCAAUGACAGCCCAAUGUUCUCAUUCCCCCACAUGGAAAAUGGAAUUUCCCUAAAGAGAGUUGGAGACUUCACGUAUCUUGAGAGCAGUCUUGGUGUCCUUGCACAGUGGGAUAAAAACAUGACUGUCUAUAUCACAGUGCUUGCUGAGCUCAAGGAAUCAACAAUCGGUCUCUGUGGCAUGUAUGAUGACAAUCCAGAAAAUGACUGGUUGAUGCGCAAUGGUGAUCAGGCCUCCUAUGCUGCUCAGAUUGCUCUCUCAUGGGAGGUCCCUUAUCCGGGGGAGAUCUGCCAAUCUAUUGUUGACACCAAUCCUUGCGAUGUUCACUCCACAAGGUUCCAACUGGCCGAGAAUCUGUGCCAGGUUCUUGCAGAAGCAGAGGAAUUCCAACUUUGUCACCAAGAUGUUGAUCCAAUGUUGUUUGUUGAAAGCUGCGUCUAUGACCUGUGUAUGUUUGGUGAAUCUGAUGACCUCAUGAUGGAUGCCCUGUGCGUAUCUCUGGAUGAGUAUUCCAGACAGUGCGCCCAGUCCAGCGUUGUCCUUGAAUGGAGGACUGAUGACUUCUGUCCUAAGCAAUGCCCUGACAUCAUGGAGUACAGUGACUGCAGUUCGCUCUGUCCAGUGACCUGCGAGGCUCAGGACCCAGUGGAGAUGGCCAAACACUGUCCUGCAGACUGUGUCUCUGGAUGCCAGUGUCCCGAGGGUACCGUCCUGGAAGGUGGACGUUGCAUCACUGCUGACCAGUGCCCUUGUGUCCACAACAGGGAGAAGUACCCACCCGGAGGGACAGUGCGGUCAAAGUGUAAUUUAUGUACCUGUGAGGGCGGGCUUUGGGAUUGUGAGAAGUCACUCUGUCAAGCCACCUGCCAAUCAGUUGGUGAUCCUCAUUAUCUAACCUUUGACAAGAGACAGUACAACUUCCAAGGAGGAUGCCGAUACAUUUUAGUGGAGGAUUUUAUUGAGCAAUACCUCAUGGUCCUUGCUGAGAACGUAGAAUGCAACAUGCGCUCUUCCAGGAAAGUGACCUGCACCAAAUCUGCAACCGUCCUCGUCAACGGAACCAACCCGAUUGACCUGAAGCAGGACCAGGUCGUGUUUGUCGACGGUCAGGAAACCAUCCUGCCUUACACCAACGGAGAGGUGGUGGUGCGGAGAGCAUCCUCCAAGUUUAUCUUCGUGGAGGGUAAUGGAUUCUUGGUGAAGUGGGAUGGUAUCAACAGGCUCUAUGUGACACUGUAUCCUGAGUAUAUGAAUAGGGUACGUGGUCUCUGUGGGACCUACGACCACAACCAGAACAACGACUUCAUGACCCCUGCAGGCGACAUCGAAACCAGCAUCGUUGCCUUUGCCAACAAAUUCGCCGUGGACCCCGAUUGUCAGGAAACGGAAACCUCCCUCCCACUGUCUCCCUGCAGCCUCAACUCGCACAUGGAGAGCUUUGCAGCCGAGAAGUGCGGGGUUAUGAAUAGCGAUGCCUUCAGGCCGUGCCAUGGGAGCGUGAGCCCGGAUAUGUACUACGAUAUGUGCCUGUAUGAUGUCUGUGGCUGUGAUGCAGGAAACACCUUGGAGUGUCUCUGCGAGGUCAUCGCAGGUUAUGCCACUGAUUGUGCUAAUGAGGGAGUGUAUGUGGAGUGGAGAGACCAUCCAUCCAUAUCUGAGUAUUGCAGUGUGCAGUGUGACGGUGGUCAGGUCUACCAGCAGUGUGGGCCGACCUGCGGUCAGACAUGUCGUGACCUCUCCGUGACCUGCCAUGAGACGGACGAAUGCGUUGAGGGAUGCAAUUGCCCUGACAAUACCGUACUGGACGAUGAAGGUAACUGCAUCUCUCCAGUCAACUGCCCCUGCUACCAUCAGGAUCAGUCUUACCCAGCUGGAUCACUCAUUGAACAGAUGUGUCAAAACUGCCUCUGUAUCAAUGGAUCAUUCCACUGCGAGGGGGAGAAAUGCAACAUCACUGACAUGUGCCCAGAGAACCAACUCUAUGACCAGCUAGCUCCAGGAUGCCCCCAGACCUGUGAGAGUGUCGCCCAUGGCUUCAGCUGCGGUGUGGACGCUGGGCCAGGGUGCAUGUGCCCUGAAGGAUAUCUGCUCGAUGGAGAGUUAUGUGUGCUGCCAUCUGAGUGCCCUUGUUACCAUGGAGACAGACGAUAUGAACAAGGGGAAAUUGUUCACAUCGAUACAUGCAAUGAAUGUUACUGUAAUGGUUCUCAUUGGUAUUGCACAGAGGAUGACUGUCCAGGCUUGUGCUCAGCUGUGGGUGAAGGUCACUACACCACCUUCGACGGCAAGAAGUACACUUUCACCGGUGACUGCCGCUACACCCUCGCUCAGGAUGUCAAUGGGACGUUCUCUAUCGAGGUCGAGAACAUCCAGUGUGGUUCCAGUGGCGUCACCUGCACCAGAGCUAUUGAGAUCAUCUUUGAAGAUGACUCCACCAUAUUCCUGGUCCGGGGAGGCGAGGUGACGGUGAACGGAGUCCCGGUCUCGCUGCCGAAGUACUAUUCCGCCUGGAGCAUAGAGCGAUCUGGGUUCUUCUAUGUCAUUUUUGUGAACUUCGGAUUGGAAGUCUUGUGGGACGGAGGCACCAGAAUCUAUGUCUCGGUUACUCCAGACUUUGAACAGCGCCUCUCUGGUCUGUGUGGCAACUUUGAUGGGGAUCAGGAGAACGAUUUCACAGCUCGUAAUGGUGCGGUAGAGCACAGCAGUGAUAACUUUGCUAACAGCUGGAAAGUUAGCAGCGGUUGCCCAGAACUCUACAAAGAAGACCUCAUACACCCCUGCAGGGUGAAUAGUCAUCGUGAAGCUUGGGCUCAACGUCGAUGUAGCAUCCUCAUGUCUAGAACGUUUGCACCAUGCCAUUCUGUGGUUGAUCCAGAGACUUAUCUUGCAAAUUGUAUCUAUGAUUCCUGUGGAUGUGACUUGGGCGGUGACUGUGAAUGUCUGUGUACAGCUAUUGCAGUGUAUGCCAUGGAAUGCUCAAGACAUGGAUUUGAUAUCAGAUGGAGGUCCCAAGAUUUAUGUGCUGUUCAAUGCGACGCUGGAUAUGAGUACAAUACUUGUGGUUCAACGGCUAUUGAUACCUGUGCAUCUUUUGACCGAGAUCAAAUAGGAUUUGGAAACUGUGCAGAGGGAUGUCAUUGCCCCAACGGAACCUUGUCUGAAGAUGGUGAAUGUAUUGCCAAUGUUGAAUGUCCAUGUCACCAGGAUGGUAUUGAAUAUGCUGCAGGGACUGUUACCUCAAUCAAUUGUCAGAACUGUACCUGUCAUGCUGGGACUAUGGAGUGCACAGGAGAACCUUGUGAAGUAACAUGUGGCAUUCUAGAAUUCAUGUGUGAUAGUGGACUAUGUAUUCCUAUGGGCUGGUUAUGUGAUGGCCUUGAUGACUGUGGAGAUGGCACAGAUGAAACAGAUUGCACCUUUGAAUGUGAUCCUGAUGAAUUCCAGUGUGUAAGCAGUGGUCUGUGUAUUGAUGGUAACUUCUACUGUGAUGGAACACAGGAUUGUACAGAUUCCUCCGAUGAAAUCGGAUGUGUCGUGACAUGUGGGCCAGAAGAAUUCAUGUGUGAAGAUGGUCUCUGUAUUCCCAAAUCAUUUGUAUGUGACGGUGACUUUGACUGUAGUGACGGUGAUGCAACCGAUGAAGAUAACUGUGUGACUCCAAGCCCGACUCCGUCUAAGAAUGUUACAUGCGCAUCCGACCAAUUCACAUGUGACAAUGGCCUGUGUGUUUCCGGUGGUAAUGACAGCGUAGUUUGCGACGGGAUAAAUGACUGCGGUGAUAUGUCAGAUGAGAGCUAUUGUGGUACAACACCACACCCUCAUCCCCAAACAACAAAACCGAGUUGCUCAGAGAAUCAGUGGCGAUGCCAAGAAGGGUCUUCUUGCAUCCUUUCAAUACAACGUUGUGAUGGAGUGUCUGAUUGUCCAAAUGGAUCUGAUGAAUUUGGUUGCGUACAACAAACCACUAUGCCGGUAAAGAUAACAUCACAGGCUACUACAUCAAUAACAAUUACCUCUACUCCUGCAGUGACAACCCCAGCUGUGACAACACCUGCAGUAACCACACAAGAAGUAACUACUCCUGCAGUGACAACCCCAGCUGUUACAACACCUGCUGUAACUACACAAGAAGUAACUACUCCUGCAGUGACAACUCCAGCUAUGACAACACCUGCUGUAACUACACAAGAAGUAACUACUCCUGCAGUGACAACCCCAGCUGUUACAACACCUACUGUAACUACACAAGAAGUAACUACUCCUGCAGUGACAAGCCCAGCUGUGACAACACCUGUUGUAACUACACAAGAAGUAACUACUCCUGCAGUGACAACUCCAGCUGUUACAACAACUGCUGUAACUACACAAGAAGUAACUACUCCUGCAGUGACAACCCCAGCUGUGACAACAUCUGCUGUAACUACACAAGAAGUAACUACUCCUGCAGUGACAAGCCCAGCUGUGACAACACCUGCUGUAACUACACAAGGAGUAACUACUCCUGCAUUGACAACCCCACAUGUGACAACACCUGCUGUAACCACACAAGAAGUAACUACUCCAGAAGUGACAACUCGAGCUGUGACAACACCUGCUGUAACUACACAAGAAGUAACUACUCCUGUAGUGACAACCCCAGCUAUGACAACACCUGCUGUAACUACACAAGAAGUAACUACUCCUGCAGUGACAACUCCAGCUGUUACAACAACUGCUGUAACUACACAAGAAGUAACUACCCCAGCAGUGACAACUCCAGCUGUGACAACACCUGCUGUAACUCCACAGGAAGUAACUACUCCUGUAGUGACAACCCCAGCUGUGACAACACCUGCUGUAACUACAGAAGAAGUAACUUCUCCUGCAGUAACAACCCCAGCUGUGACAACACUUGCUGUAACUACACAAGAAGUAACUACCCCUGCAGUGACUACACCAGCAGUAACCACUCCUGCAGUGACUACACCGGAAGUGACCACUCAUGCUGUGACAACUCCAGCUGUAACCACAUCAGCAGUAACCACUCUUGCAGUAACCACUCCUGCAGUGACUACACGGGUAGUGACUACCCCUGCAAUUACUACACAAGCAGUAACCACUCCUGCAGUGACUACAACAGCACAAACCACUCCAGCUGUGACGACACCUGCAAUAACCACUCUAGCUGUCACAGAAAUACUGGAAAAUGGUCAUACAACUACUCUUCCAAUGUAUACACUACCUGAAUUGUCUACCACUGCAAUAACCACACCUCCAGUGACCAAACAUGCAGUGACAACUCCUGCAGUAACUACUCCUGCCUUGACUACACCAGCAGUAACCACUCCGGCAGUGACUACAGCGGAAGUGACCACUCGUGCUGUGACAACUCCUGCAGUAACAACUCUUGCAGUAACCUCUCCUGCAGUUACUACACCAGCACUAACCUCUCCUGCAUCGACUACUCCUGCAGCAACUACUUUUGCCGUUACAACACCAAAGCCAUCUUCAAGUACUGCAUACGUUACCCCAUCCUCAUCCCCCAUUGCAUAUGAAACAACAAAGGAAGUAACGAGUCAUACUACUUCUCAAACACCAUCCCCAAAGAUUUUGACAGAUUCAGAAUACACUACUCAUGCAACACCAAUAAUGUACACUGCUUCUACUCCUGUGGUAGUUACUCAGACCACCUUACAACCUCCCACUGUUACCACAAGUCCAAUGGUGACAAGUGCAUCAUCAAGCACUACAGAAAGAGUGACACCCUAUUCAACUGAAUCACCAACAACAGCUUACAUGACACCUUCCUCAUCCCCUGAAGUUACAACCCCUGCAAUUACUACGCCGGCAGUAACCACUCCGGCAGUGACUACAUCAGCAGUAACAACUCCUGCAAUAACCACUCCAGCACUGACUACACCAGCUCUAACCACUCCAGCAGUGACUACACCGGCAGUGACAACCCCUGCAAUCACUACACCAGCAGUAACCACUCCUGUUGUGACAACUCCUGCAGUAACUACUCCUGCUGUGACAACACCUGCUGUAACCACUCAAGCAGUGACCACACUGGCAGUGACGACCCCUGCGAUUACUACGCCAGCGGGAACCACACCUGCAGUGACUACAGCGGCAGUAACAACCCCUGAAAUUACUACCCCAGCAGUAACCACUAUGGCAGUGACAACCCCUGUAGUAACAACUGCUGCAGUGACUACACCAGCACUAACCACUCCAGCUGUUAUUACGCCGGAUGUAACCACUCCAGCAGUGGCUACACCAGAAGUGACCACCCCUGCAAUUACUACGUCAGCAGUAACCACUCUUGCAGUGACUACACCAGCAGCAACCACUCCUGCCGAGACAACUCCGGAAGUAAUCACUACAGCACUGACUACACCGGCAGUGACAACCCCUGCAAUUACUACACCAGCAUUAACCACUCCUUCAGUGACUACACCUGCAUUAACAACUCCUGCAGUAACCACUCCAGCUGUGACUACACCUGCAAUAACCACUCCGUCUGUGACAACACCUGCUGUAACCACUCCAGCAGUGACUACACCGGCAGCAACAACUCCUGCAAUCACUACAACAGCAAUAACCACUCCGACAGUGACUACACCAGCAGUAACCACUCCUGUUGUGACAACUCCUGCAGAAACCACUCCAGCAGUGACAACACUUUCAGUAACAACUACUGCAGUGACUACACCAGCAGUAACCACUCCUGCUGUGACAACUCCUGCAGUAACCACUCCGGCAGUGACCUCACCAGUAGUUACAACUUCUGUUUCUACGUCGGCUGUCACAGAAAUACUGGAAAAUGGUCAUACAACUACUCUUCCAGUGUAUACACUACCUGAAUUGUCUACCACUUCAGUUACUACUCCUGCAUUGACUACACCAGCAGAAACCACUCCUGAAGUAACUACACAGACAGUGACGACCCCUGUAAUUACUACACAAGCAGUAACCACUCCGGCAGUGACAACACCAGCAGUUACCACUCCUGCUGUGACAACUCCUGCAAUAACCACUCCUGCAGUGACUACACCUGCAAUUACCACGCCAACUCUGACAACACCAGAAAUAACAACUCCUGUUGUUACAUCUCCUGCAGUAACCACUCCGGCAGUGACCUCACCAGUAGUGACAACUCCUGCAGUAACAACUCCGGCAUUGACUACACUAGCAGUUACCACUCCUGCAGUAACCACUCCAGCAGUGAUGACACCAGCCGUUUCCACUCCUGCAUUGACUACCCCUGCAGUAACCACUCCGGCAGUGACGACACCAGCCGUUUCUAGUCCUGCAUUAACUACUCCUGCAGUAACAACUUUUGUCAUUACAACACCAAAGCCAUCUUCAAGUACUGCAUACGUUACCCCAUCCUCAUCCCCCAUUGCAUAUGAAACAACAAAAGAAGUAACGAGUCAUACUACUUCUCAAACACCAUCUCCACAGAUUUUGACAGAUUCAGAAUACACUACUCAUGCAACACCAAUAAUUUACACUGCUUCUACUCCUGUGGUAGUUACUAAGACCACCUUACAACCUCCCACUGUUAGCACAAGUCCAAUGGUGACAAGUGCAUCAUCCAGCACUACAAAAAUAGUGACACUCUAUUCAACUGAAUCACCAACAACAGCUUACAUGACACCUUCAUCAUCCCCUGAAGUUACAACCCCUGCUGUCACCACUCAAGCAGUGACUACACCGGCACUGACCACCCCUGCAAUUACUACACCAGCAGUAACCACUCCAGCUGUAACUUCACCUGCAGUCACCACUCCAGCUGUAACUACACCAGCAGUGACUACACCAGCAGUAACCACUCCGGCAGUGACUACACCAGCAGUUACCACUCCUGCUGUGACAACUCCUGUAAUAACCACUUCUGCAGUGACUACACCUGCAAUUACCACACCAACUCUGACAACACCAGAAAUAACCACUCCUGUUGUGACAACUCCUGCAGUAAACACUCCAGCUGUGACUACACUAGCAGUGACAACCCCUGCAAUUACUACACCAGCAGUAACCACUCCAGCUAUGACAACACCCCCUGUUACCACUUCAGCAGUGACUACACCAGCAGUGACAACCCCUGCAAUUACUUCACCAGCAGUUACCACUCCUUCAGUGACUACACCUGCAUUAACAACUCCUGCAGUAACCACUCCAGCUGUGACUGCACCUGUAAUAACCACUCCAGCAGUGACUACACCGGCAGUGACAACCCCUGCAAUCACUACACCAGCAGUAACCACUCAUGCAGUGACUACACCAGCAGUAAGCACUCGUGCUGCAACAACUCCUGCAGUAACCACUCUGGCAGUGACCUCACCAGUAGUUACAACUUCUGUUUCUACAUCAGCUUUCACAGAAAUACUGGAAAAUGGACAUACAACUACUCUUCCAGUGUAUACACUACCUGAAUUGUCUACCACUUCAGUUACUACUCCUGCAUUGACUACACCAGCAGAAACCACUCCUGCAGUAACUACACCGGCAGUGACGACCCCUGUAAUUACUACACAAGCAGUAACCACUUCGGCAGUGAAAACACCAGCAAUAACCACUCCUGCUGUGACAACUCCUGCAGUAACCACUCCGGCAGUGACUACACCAGCAGUGACCACCCCUGCACUUACUACCCCAGCAGUAACCACCCCUGCAGUGACUACACCAGCUGUAACUUCACCUGCAGUCACCACUCCAGCUGUAACUACACCAGCAGUGACUAUACCUGCAAUUACCACACCAACUCUGACAACACCAGAAAUAAGCACUCCUGCUGUGACAACUCCUGCAAUAACCACUCCUGCAGUGACUACACCUGCAAUUACCACACCAACUCUGACAACACCAGAAAUAACCACUCCUGUUGUGACAACUCCUGCAGUAACCACUCCAGCUGUGACUACACUAGCAGUGACAACCCCUGCAAUUACUACACCAGCAGUAACCACUCCAGCUAUGACAACACCCCCUGUUACCACUUCAGCAGUGACUACACCAGCAGUGACAACCCCUGCAAUUACUUCACCAGCAGUUACCACUCCUUCAGUGACUACACCUGCAUUAACAACUCCUGCAGUAACCACUCCAGCUGUGACUGCACCUGUAAUAACCACUCCAGCAGUGACUACACCGGCAGUGACAACCCCUGCAAUCACUACACCAGCAGUAACCACUCAUGCAGUGACUACACCAGCAGUAAGCACUCGUGCUGCAACAACUCCUGCAGUAACCACUCUGGCAGUGACCUCACCAGUAGUUACAACUUCUGUUUCUACAUCAGCUGUCACAGAAAUACUGGAAAAUGGACAUACAACUACUCUUCCAGUGUAUACACUACCUGAAUUGUCUACCACUUCAGUUACUACUCCUGCAUUGACUACACCAGCAGAAACCACUCCUGCAGUAACUACACCGGCAGUGACGACCCCUGUAAUUACUACACAAGCAGUAACCACUCCGGCAGUGAAAACACCAGCAAUAACCACUCCUGCUGUGACAACUCCUGCAGUAACCACUCCGGCAGUGACUACACCAGCAGUGACCACCCCUGCACUUACUACCCCAGCAGUAACCACCCCUGCAGUGACUACACCAGCAGUUACCACUCCUGCUGUGACAACUCCUGCAAUAACCACUCCUGCAGUGACUACACCUGCAAUUACCACACCAACUCUGACAACACCAGAAAUAAGCACUCCUGCUGUGACAACUCCUGCAAUAACCACUCCUGCAGUGACUACACCUGCGAUUACCACACCAACUCUGACAACACCAGAAAUAACCACUCCUGUUGUGACAACUCCUGCAGUAACCACUCCAGCUGUGACUACACUAGCAGUGACAACCCCUGCAAUUACUACACCAGCAGUGAAAACCCCUGAAAUUACUACGCCAGAAGUAACCACUCCAUCAAUGACUACACCGGCGGUGACAACCUUUGCUAUUACUACACCAGCAUUAACCACUCCGGCUGUGACUACACCUGCAAUAACCACUCCAGCUGUGACAACACCUGCUGUAACCACUCCAGCAGUGACUACACCGGCAGUGACAACCUCUGCAAUCACUACACCAGCAGUAACCACUCCGGCAGUGACUACACCAGCAGUAACCACUCCUGUUGUGACAACUCCUGCAGUAACUACUCCUUCUGUGACAACACCUGCUGUAACCACUCCCGCAGUGACCACACUGGCAGUGACAACCCCUGCAAUUACUACGCCAGCAGGAACCACACCUGCAGUGACUACACCGGCAGUAACAACCCCUGAAAUUACUACGCCAGCAGUAUCCACUAUGGCAGUGACAACCCCUGCAGUUACCUCACCAGCAGUUACCACUCCUUCAGUGACUACACCUGCAUUAACAACUCCUGCAGUAACCACUCCAGCUGUGACUACACCUGCAAUAACCACUCCGGCUGUGACAACACCAGCAGUAACCACUCCGGCAGUGACUACACCAGCAGUAACCACUCCUGUUGUGACAACUCCUGCAGAAACCACUCCGGCAGUGACAACACCGGCUGUAACCACUCCAGCAGUGACUACACCGGCAGUGACAACCUCUGCAAUCACUACACCAGCAGUAACCACUCCGGCAGUGACUACACCAGCAGUAACCACUCCUGUUGUGACAACUCCUGCAGUAACCACUCCAGCUGUUACUACGCCUGCUGUAACCACUCCAGCAGUGACUACACCAGCAGUGACCACCCCUGCAAUUACUACGGCAGCAGUAACCACUCUUGCAGUGACUACACCAGCAGCAACCACUCCUGCUGGUACAACUCCGGAAGCAACCACUCCAGCACUGACUACACCGGCAGUGACAACCCCUGCAAUUACUACACCAGCAUUAACCACUCCUUCAGUGUCUACACCUGCAUUAACAACUCCUGCAGUAACCACUCCAGCUGUGACUGCACCUGCAAUAACCACUCCGUCUGUGACAACACCUGCAGUAACCACUCCGGCAGUGACUACACGAGCAGUAACCACUCCACUUUUGACAACUCCUGCAGAAACCACUCCGGCAGUGAUAACACCUUCAGUAACAACUCCUGCAGUGACUUCACCAGCAGUUACCACUCCUGCUGCAACAACUCCUGCAGUAACCACUCCGGCAGUGACCUCACCAGUAGUUACAACUUCUGUUUCUACGUCAGCUGUCACAGAAAUACUGGAAAAUGGUCAUACAACUACUCUUCCAGUGUAUACACUACCUGAAUUGUCUACCACUUCAGUUACUACUCCUGCAUUGACUCCACCAGCAGAAACCACUCCUGCAGUAACUACACCGGCAGUGACGACCUCUGUAAUUACUACACCAGCAUUAACCACACUGGCAGUGACAACCCCUGCGAUUACUACGCCAGCAGGAACCACACCUGCAGUGACUACACCGGCAGUAACAACCCCUGAAAUUACUACGCCAGCAGUAACCACUAUGGCAGUGACAACCCCUGCAGUUACCUCACCAGCAGUUACCACUCCUUCAGUGACUACACCUGCAUUAACAACUCCUGCAGUAACCACUCCAGCUGUGACUACACCUGCAAUAACCACUCCGGCUGUGACAACACCAGCAGUAACCACUCCGGCAGUGACUACACCAGCAGUAACCACUCCUGUUGUGACAACUCCUGCAGAAACCACUCCGGCAGUGACAACACCUGCUGUAACCACUCCAGCAGUGACUACACCGGCAGUGACAACCUCUGCAAUCACUACACCAGCAGUAACCACUCCUGUUGUGACGACUCCUGCAGUAACCACUCCAGCUGUUACUACGCCUGCUGUAACCACUCCAGCAGUGACUUCACCAGCAGUGACCACCCCUGCAAUUACUACGGCAGCAGUAACCACUCUUGCAGUGACUACACCAGCAGCAACCACUCCUGCUGGUACAACUCCGGAAGCAACCACUCCAUCACUGACUACCCCGGCAGUGACAACCCCUGCAAUUACUACACCGGCAUUAACCACUCCUUCAGUGUCUACACCUGCAUUAACAACUCCUGCAGUAACCACUCCAGCUGUGACUACAUCUGCAAUAACCACUCCGUCUGUGACAACACCAGCAGUAACCACUCUGGCAGUGACUACACCAGCAGUAACCACUCCUGUUGUGACAACUCCUGCAGUAACCACUCCUGCUGCAACAACUCCUGCAGUAACCACUCUCGCAGUGACCUCACCAGUAGUUACAACUUCUGUUUCUACGUCAGCUGUCACAGAAAUACUGGAAAAUGGUCAUACAACUACUCUUCCAGUGUAUACACUACCUGAAUUGUCUACCACUUCAGUUACUACUCCUGCAUUGACUACACCAGCAGAAACCACUCCUGCAGUAACUACACCGGCAGUGACGACCCCUGUAAUUACUACACCAGCAUUAACCACUCCGGCAGUGACAACACCAGCAAUAACCACUCCUGCUGUGACAACUCCUGCUGUAACCACUCUGGCAGUGACUACACCAGCAGUGACCACUCCUGCAGUGACUACACCUGCAAUUACCACGCAAACUCUGACAACACCAGAAAUAACCACUCCUCUUGUGACAACUCCUGCAGUAACCACUUCGGCAUUUACUACACUAGCAGUUACCACUUCUGCAGUGACAACUCCUGCAGUAACCACUCCAGCAGUGACAACACCAGCCGUUUCCACUCCUGCAUUGACUACCCCUGCAGUAACCACUCCGGCAGUGACGACACCAGCCGUUUCCAGUCCUGAAUUGACUACUCCUGCAGUAACAACUUUUAUCAUUACAACACCAAAGCCAUCUUCAAGUACUGCAUACGUUACCCCAUCCUCAUCCCCCAUUGCAUAUGAAACAACAAAAGAAGUAACUAGUCAUACUACUUCUCAAACACCAUCUCCACAGAUUUUGACAGAUUCAGAAUACACUACUCAUGCAACACCAAUAAUUUACACUGCUUCUACUCCUGUGGUAGUUACUAAGACCACCUUACAACCUCCCACUGUUAGCACAAGUCCAAUGGUGACAAGUGCAUCAUCCAGCACUACAAAAAUAGUGACACUCUAUUCAACUGAAUCACCAACAACAGCUUACAUUACACCUUCCUCAUCCCCUGAAGUUACAACCCCUGCUGUGACAACGCCUGCUGUCACCACUCCAGCAGUGACUACACCGGCAGUGACCACCCCUGCAAUUACUACACCAGCAGUAACCACUCCAGCUGUAACAUCACCUGUAGUCACCACUCCAGCUGUAACUACACCAGCAGUGACUACACCAGCAGUAACCAUCCCAGCAGUGACCACCCCUGCAAUUACUACGCCAGCAGUAACCACUCUUGCAGUGACUACACCAGCAGUAACCUCUCCUGCCAAGACAACUCCGGAAGUAACCACUCCAUCAAUGACUACACCGGCAGUGACAACCUUUGCGAUUACUACACCAGCAUUAACCACUCCUGCAGUGACAACCCCUGCAAUUACUACACCAGCAGUAACCACUCCAGCUGUGACUACUUCUGCAAUAACCACUCCGGCUGUGACAACACCUGCUGUAACCACUCCAGCAGUGACUACACCAGCAGUAACCACUCUUGCAGUGACUACACCAGCAGUAACCUCUCCUGCCAAGACAACUCCUGCAGUAACCACUCCAUUACUUACUACACCGGCACUGACCACCCCUGCAAUUACAACACCAGCAGUAACCACUCCAGCUGUAACUUCACCUGCAGUCACCACUCCAGCUGUAACUACACCAGCAGCGACUACGCCAGCAGUAACCACUCCAUCAAUGACUACACCUGCAGUGACAACCUUUGUUAUUACUACACCAGCAUUAACCACUCCGACAGUGACUACACCCGCAAUAACCACUCCAGCUGUGACAACACCUGCUGUAACCACUCCAGCAGUGACAACACUGGCAGUGACAACCCCUGCAAUUACUACGCCAGCAGUAACCACUCUGGCAGUGACAACCCCUGCAGUGACUACACCAGCACUAACCACUCCAAGUGUGACUACGCCUGCUGUAACCACUCCAGCAGUGACUGCACCGGCAAUGACCACCCCUGCAAUUACUACGCCAGCAGUAACUACUCCAGCUGUGACUACUCCUGCAGUAACCACUUCAGCUCUGACUACACCUGCAAUAACCACUCCAACAGUGACCUCACCAGCAGUGACAACCGCUGUUUCUACAUCAGCUGUCACAGAAAUACUUGAAAAUGGUCAUACAACUACUCUCCCAGUGUAUACACUACCUGAAUCGCCUACCACUGUAAUAACCACACCUCCAGUGACCACACACGCAGUAACCACUCCUGCUAUGACAACUCCAGCUGUAACCACACCAGCAGUAACCACUCUUGCAGUAACCUCUCCUGCAGUUACUACACCAGCACUAACCACUCCUGCAUCGACAACUCCUGCAGCAACUACUUUUGCCGUUACAACACCAAAGCCAUCUUCAAGUACUGCAUACGUUACCCCAUCCUCAUCCCCCAUUGCAUAUGAAACAACAAAAGAAGUAACGAGUCAUACUACUUCUCAAACACCUUCUCCAAAGAUUUUUACAGAUUCAGAAUACACUACUCAUGCAACACCAAUAAUUUACACUGCUUCUACUCCUGUGGUAGUUACUCAGACAACCUUACAACCUCCCACUGUUAGCACAAGUCCAAUAGUGACAAGUGCAUCAUCCACCACUACAGAAAUAGGGACACUCUAUUCAACUGAAUCACCAACAACGGCUUACAUGACACCUUCCUCAUCCCCUGAAGUUACAACCCCUGCUGUGACAACACCUGCUAUUACCACUCCAGCUGUAACUUCACCUACAGUCACCACUCAAGCUGUAACUACACCUGCAAUUACCACUCCAGAAGUGACCACUCUGGCAAUGACUACACUAGCAGUAUCAACUCCUGCAGUGACCUCACCAGUAGUGACAACUCCUGCUGUGACAACUCCUGCAGUAACCACUCCUGCAGUGACAACUCCUGCAGUAACCACUCCGGCAAUGACUACACCAGCAGUAACCACUCCUGCAGUGACCUCACCAGUAGUGACAACUCCUGCUGUGACAACUCCUGCCGUAACCACUCCUGCUGUGACAACUCCUGCAGUAACCACUUCAGCGGUGACCACACCUGCAGUAACCACUCCAGCAGUGACAACUCCUGCAGUAACAACUCAUGCAGUGACUACACCAGCUGUAACCACUCCUGCUGUGACAACUCCUGCAGUAACAACUCCUGCAGUGACUACACCAGCUGUAACCACUCCUGCUGCGACAACUCCUGCAGUAACCACUCUGGCAGUGACCUCACCAGUAGUGACAACUCCUGUUUCUACAUCAGCUGUCACAGAAAUAUUGAAAAAUGGUCAUACAACUACUCUUCUAGUGUAUACACUACCUGAAUCGUCUACCACUGCAGUAACUACUCCUGCAUUGACUUCACCAGCAGAAACCACUCCUGAAGUAACUACACAGACAGUGACGACCCCUGUAACUACUACACAAGCAGUAACCACUCCGGCAGUGACAACACCAGCAGUUACCACUCCUGCUGUGUCAACUCUUGCAGUAACAACGUCCGCAAUAACUACACCAGCAGUAACCACUCCAGCAGUGACAACUCCUGCAGUAACCACUCCUGCAGUGAUUACACGAGCAGUAACUACUCCAGCUGUGACUACACCUGCAGCUACCACUCCAGCUGUGACUACUCCUGCAGUAACCACUCCAGCUCUGACUACACCAGUAGUAACCUCUCCUGUUGUGACCACACCAGCAGUAACCACCCCUGCAAUUACUACCCAAGCAGUAACCACUCCUGCUGUGUCUACACCUGCAAUAACCACUCCUGCAGUAAGUACACCUGCAGUAACUACAUCGGCGGUGACUACACCAGCAUUGACCACCCCUGCAAUAACUACACCAGCAGUAACCACUUCGGCAGUGACUACACCAGCAGUAAGCACUCCUGCAGUGACAACUCCUGCAGUAACCACUCCUGCAGUGACAACACCGGCAUUGACCACCCCUGCAAUAACUACACCAUCUGUAACCACUUCGGCAGUGACUACACCAGAAGUUACCACUCUUGCUGUGACGACUCCUGCAGUAACCACUCCUGCAGUGACUACACCAGCAGUAACCACUCCUGCAGUAACAACUCCGGCAGUGACUACACCGGCAGUGACUACCCCUGCAAUUACUACACCAGCAGUAACCACUCUGGCAGUGACUACACCAGCAGUUACCACUCCUGCUGUGACAACUCCUUCAGUAACCCCUCCGGCAGUGACAACUCCGGCAGUGACUUCACCAGUACUGACAACUCCUGUUUCUACAUCAGCUGUCACAGAAAUACUGGAAAAUGGUCAUACAACUACUCUUCCAGUGUAUACACUACCUGAAUUGUCUACCACUGCAGUAACUUCUCCUGCCUUGACUACGACAGCAGAAACCACUCCUGCAUUAACUACACCGGCAGUGACCACCCCUGUAAUUACUACACACGCAUUGACUACUCUUGCAGUGACUACACCAGCAAUAACCACUCCUGCUGUGACAACUCCUGCAGUAACCACUCCGGAAUUGACUACAGUAGCAGUAACCACUCCUGCAGUAACAACACCAUCUGUGACUUCACCUUCAGUAACCACUCCUGCAAUGACAACACCUGCAGUAACCACUCCUGCAGUUACUACACCAGCAGUAACCACCCCUGCAGUGACUACAUCUGCUGUAACAACUCCUGCAGUGACUACACCAGCUGUAACUACUCCUGUUGUGACAACUCCUGCAGUAACCACUCUGGAAGUGACUACAGCAGCAGUAACCACCCCUUCAGUCACUACACCAGCAUUAACCACUCCUGCAGUGACAACACCAUCUGUGACUUCACCUUCAGUAACCACUCCUGCAAUGACAACACCUGCAGUAACCACUCCUGCAGUUACUACACCAGCAGUAACCACCCCUGCAGUGACUACAUCUGCUGUAACAACUCCUGCAGUGACUACACCAGCUGUAACUACUCCUGUUGUGACAACUCCUGCAGUAACCACUCUGGAAGUGACUACAGCAGCAGUAACCACUCCUGCAGUCACUACACCAGCAGUAACCACUCCUGCAGUCACUACACCAGCAGUAACCACUCCUGCAGUGACAACACCAUCUGUGACUUCACCUUCAGUAACCACUCCUGCAAUGACAACACCUGCAGUAACCACUCCUGCAGUUACUACACCAGCAGUGACUACAUCUGCUGUAACAACUCCUGCAGUGACUACACCCGCUCUAACCACUCCUGUUAUGACAACUCCUGCAGUAACCACUCCGGAAUUGACUACAGCAGCAGUAACCACUCCUGCAGUCACUACACCAGCAGUAACCACUCCUGCAGUGACAACACCAUCUGUGACUUCACCUUCAGUAACCACUCCUGCAAUGACAACACCUGCAGUAACCACUCCUGCAGUUACUACACCAGCAGUAACCACCCCUGCAGUGACUACAUCUGCUGUAACAACUCCUGUUAUGACAACUCCUGCAGUAACCACUCCGGAAUUGACUACAGCAGCAGUAACCACUCCUGCAGUCACUACACCAGCAGUAACCACUCCUGCAGUGACAACACCAUCUGUGACUUCACCUUCAGUAACCACUCCUGCAAUGACAACACCUGCAGUAACCACUCCUGCAGUUACUACACCAGCAGUAACCACCCCUGCAGUGACUACAUCUGCUGUAACAACUCCUGCAGUGACUACACCAGCUGUAACUACUCCCGCAUUGACAACUUCUGUGACUACACCUGCAGUAUCCACUUCUGCCAUCACAACUCCGGUUGUCACAACACCAAUAGUGACAAUUACUGAAAUCACAACAUCAACAGGAACGACGCCUACUGCGUGCCAAGUUGGUCAAUUUCAAUGUGAUAAUGGAAAUUGUGUUCUGAGUGGUCCGGACAGUCAACUCUGUGAUGGCUUCAAUGACUGUGGCGAUUAUUCCGAUGAAAGAGGAUGUGUUGUGACAACCACAUCUUCAGUUACUACAACCAUUUCAACACCAACUAUGUCUGCCACAACACAAGGUGUGUAUUCAACUUUGCCACCAACAAUCAGCCCUACAACUGAGACCACAACUACAGUCUAUUCAACAACAUUCAGUCAGAAUGCUACAACUCCACUUGUGUUGUAUACCACAAGUACCACCACGAGACUUACCACUAGUCAGGAAAUUACCACAGUAGUUUCUUCCAGCUGUCAUGAGCCACUGGGACUUGAAAGUGGAACCAUAGAACUUGAGGACAUCAAUGCCACUUCAGUGCGGGACACAAGCUCCUUGGAUAACAUCCGUCUGAACAGUGGACCAAACUCAAAUGGAUACGUGGGUUGGUCGCCUGAUGCUGCUGACACCUUGCCAUAUGUGACCUUUGACCUCAAGCAGAUAAAGCAGGUUUCAGGAGUGGUCCUUCAAGGAGGUGGACAGGACGGGGAUGAAUUCGUCAAGACGUUUGCAGUGGCUUUCAGUCUUGAUGAGAGCAACUUUUUGAAUGUCACAGAACCAAAUGGAAACAUUAAGAUAUUCCCUGGAAGUUCUGAUGCUGAUUCUGAAAAUGAAAUACUGUUCCCAGUCAGUCUUGUGGGACGUUACAUUCGCAUCUACGCUCUAGAGUAUAACAACCAUCCCACCAUGAGGCUGGAACUCAUUGGAUGUGAGCUAGAAGGCCCCACCCCAACAGUACCAGUUGUCACCACACGGCAAUGCUUCAAUGAUGAGUUUACCUGUAAUGAUGGAGCAUGUUUGCCUGGGGACAUGGUUUGCCAAGGAACUUGUGACUGUGCCGACUGUUCAGAUGAGGCCAUGUGUGGUACUACCACAACAUUACCAACUACUACUAUGGAAACAACAUCCUUGUAUACCACAGAAUCUACUACUGGACCAAGUUGUUCCUGGAACCCUUGGAGUGACUGGUCUACAUGUACAGUGACAUGUGGUGUUGGGACCAAGUACAGGGACAGGUCUGCUGCAAAUAGCUACUGUGGCAAUGAGGUUUCAGAUUCUCAUCAAGAAGAGUACUGCAACACAGCUGCUUGCCCAACCGAUGGAAACUGGUCUCCAUGGACUGAAUGGACGACGUGUGAUAAGACUUGCAACGGGGGCACUGCCUUCCGCUAUCGGAACUGUUCCAAUCCUGCACCAAAGAAUGGAGGUGUACCCUGUGUUGGUGAAGCCAUCCAAACAACAGCUUGCAACCCUCAAGAAUGUGAGAAUGAAUGUGAAGGGGGGCGUGUCUACACCACCUGUGCCACCAAAUGCCCCUCCACCUGUGCUGACCUCCAGGUUGGACUCACCUGUGUGGAGGAAGAAGGGUGCGUUGCCGGGUGUCGCUGCCCCAAUGGCACCCUGGAGCAAGGGGGAGAGUGCGUACCUCGGGAGCAGUGUGAUUGCCUUGAUGAGUAUGGGGACUCGUAUCCUCCGGGUUCCAGCUUCACUGAAGACUGUAGGAAUUGCUCUUGUGUGAAUGGAGUAGUGACUUUCAGUGAGGAGGCUUGUCCUGUGAACUGUAGCUGGAGUAGCUGGUCUAGCUGGACUGGAUGUUCUGCCGCUUGUGGUGAUGGGACCAAGACCAGAUUUAGAUCUCCUAACAAUCCUUCAGCACAGCAUGGUGGUGCAGAGUGUGAAGGACCUGCCUCAGAGGAAGUGACCUGUGACCUUGACCCUUGCCCUACCAACUGCACUGUGGGUGGAACCACCUAUGACAGUGGCGAUCUAGUCUCACAAGACCUCUGUAAUAAUUGCACCUGUAAAGAUGGAACCGUCAUGUGCACCAACAAUACCUGCGAUGGGAACUGGUCUCAAUGGUCUCCUUGGUCCACCUGCAAUGCAACCUGUGCCAAUGGUGUCACGGUGAGGACCAGGUCCUGCUCCAUGCCUGCUCCUAGCAAUGGAGGACUGGGAUGCGAGGGUGAUGCCAUCGAGGUGGAGGAUUGUAAUACGGACCCUUGUCCAACUGAUGGUGAGUGGUGUGGGUGGGAGCCAUGGAGUGACUGCACAGCACCUUGCGCCGGUGGAUACCACAACCGUAGCAGGGUGUGUGGGUGUCCAGAACCACAGUAUGGUGGAGAGGAAUGUCAAGGACCAGAUACGGAAACCGUUGCCUGCAAUGUACACCCAUGCCCAGUUGACUGUGUGCUUGGUGAAUGGACCGAUUGGACUAACUGUAGCGCCCUCUGUGACGGAGGUACUACGAGGCGCCAUCGUAACAUCACUGUGCCUGCUGCAUAUGGAGGUAUCCCAUGUAAUGGAUCCCUUCUGGAAUCUAAAGGAUGCAACAUGGAGCCUUGUGGGCCUGUAUGUGAGGGUGACUUGGUCGCCAGUGAUUGCGCUAACAGGUGCCCUCUCACCUGUUCUGAUAUCCAGAAAGGAACGGAAUGUCUCCUGGAAAACUGCACUGCUGGAUGUGCUUGUCCUGGUAACCAGGUACUUCAAGAUGGCCGCUGUGUAGAGCAGAGUGAUUGCCGAUGUCUCCUUGAUGCUGCUCACAUCAGUGACCUAGCCGAAGUUGUACUUCCUGAUGGAUCCAUAACAUCAAUUAGUCUUGAUGGGAUGGUUGAGUAUCCCCCUGGAGCGGUGGUUACCAGAGAAUGCAAUAACUGCACUUGCCAAGGUGGAUCAUAUGUUUGCACAGAAGCUGAUUGCGCAGUAAACUGUGGAUGGAGCGAGUGGUCUGACUGGUCAGAAUGUCCGCAGACUUGUGGUCAUGUGACCAACGGCAUCUACAGGGAGCGGACUCCAGACAACCCACCGGCAGCUUACGGAGGAUUGGAAUGUGAGGGAGAAAACAUUGAGUUUGCUGAUUGUGACUCAGGAAGCUGUCCAUGCGGGGAGAAUGAAGUAUGGUCCACUCCAGCAUCCAACUGCUCGAUGGUGACCUGUACAGACCUGAGCAAUGUGGCUACCUUCCAGCUCAACUCUUCCUGCUCAGUGCCAUCACAUCAAGAUGAAGAAACCUGCGUCUGCGAGCCAGGCUACUACCGUAACCAUGACUACGAGUGCGUUCUCCCGUCUUCUUGCCAGUGCGUGGACGAUGAGGGGGCAAUGAGGGGUGCGGGCGAGGUCUGGCAGAGGGGGCAAUGCGAGACGUGCCUGUGUGAGAACGGGGCCGUGGUCUGCAAGACGGAAUGCGAGCCAGUUGAAUGUGAAGAGGGAUAUAUCGCCGUUACUGAAGAAGGUGAAUGCUGUCCUGUUUGCAGGAAAGUGUCUGAGCCCAACCAGUGCACAACCAAACACCGCCGACAGAACUUCACCCUGGAUGGCUGCAUCGCCACGGACGUUCCCGUCACAACCUGCGACGGCUUCUGCCCCUCCAAGUGUGACACACUACUCAACCAACUCUUUGUGGACCAAACAUGCAACUGCUGCCGGGGUGUCCUCGGUGACACAGUGAGAGAGAUAGAGCUUGCCUGUCCAGACGGCAGCACAGUCGUUGGUUAUCUUCCAGAGAUAGAGAGAUGUGAAUGCCAACAAACCGAGUGUUCAGCCACAGGACGCUAACUACCCUACUCUGUUGAUGGACACCAUGUACACCAUGUCUUUGGGAGGUGUUACAAGAAACUUGUUUCUGAUCAUUACGAUCAUUGGCAUUAUCACCUGAAAAUUUGCAACUGAUAGAUCAAUUUUAACUUCCUGUUGCAAGAUACAGAGCAACAAUCAAUGGCAUUUUCCUGAUAAAGUCCAGCAUUAUGAUUGAUUUUUGGACUUAAGAAUGAUUGCUAUUGAUUAAAAGUUUUUUGCAACACCCAACUUUGAGAUUGUUUUGAUUAUGGUCUCCAAGGACAUGCUGUAUCAGCCUUGAAUUAUGGACGUCGGAUAAAAUAGAAAAAGAAAGCUUUACUAAAGUGUUAUUGUUAAUGUUUGAAUAUAACAUCCCCUCCCUUAAAUGAGAUUUGAAUAAUGCGAUAAAGUAUGGACAUUAGAGUGCCACAGGGGCGGAUCCAGGAUUUUCCAAAAGGGGGAAGGCACAUUUUUCCAAGGAAAAUUUGACAAGCAAGCAAAAAUAAAUAGUUUUAACCAAAAAUUAAUAUUUCGUCCCUGAAAAAUUUUGACAAGCAAAGAAAAGAGGUCUUCACUUUCAAAAGGAAUGGGGGCACACUUGUUAUACUGCAAUUUUUACAUUACAAAUUUUAAUUUUGCUUCUCAAAGGGUCAUGGGCCGGCUGUGUUCCCCCCUCCCCUGGAUCCCCCAGUGGAGUGCCAUAUGAUCAUUAAGUUUAUUCAGAAUUGUGUAAUAAAUGCGAGUUUUGAGUUUCUAAAUUUAACAUUUAUGAAUAAAGAUAUUUUACAGUGCAAUAGCAAAGG
Lytechinus pictus (painted urchin) is the source of this 23100-nucleotide messenger RNA. RefSeq names its product mucin-2-like. Bases 230 to 22297 code for a protein of 7355 amino acids. The transcript is spliced from 46 exons. NCBI's taxonomy places the organism in Eukaryota, Metazoa, Echinodermata, Echinoidea, Temnopleuroida, Toxopneustidae. The record is from RefSeq and is a predicted model, not a curated record. Gene Ontology annotation, molecular function: protein binding.